ACCACUCCUGGGCUGCUAAAGCCAAAACGCCAACCUGAUUCAGACACGACCUUGUCUUUCAGAUUAAAUGAAGCAUGCGGCCAAGUUGAUUCACAUUUAAUGAUCCAACAUGUUUCAGCAGAGGAGCUACAACCGAGGCAUGUGUUCAUAUUAGUCUCACUGCGAAGAACGAGAGCUUUCAUUGUGGUCUCCUGCAUUUGCUGUUCCUCGGUUUUUUGUUGUCUGUGAUCAGAAAAAAAAAACGUGGAGUUACACAACGAUACUGUCUGUACUUGCAGGCAACCAGCAGUUUACAGGGCCCAGAGAGAAAUGCAGACAGAGAAGCACUUCGAAGCAUUCUUGGAAAGAAACCUGCCUUCCACCUUGCGUGGAGAACUACAAACCCCUCAACAGAACAGACGGCUACAUUGCAGAUUCUCCUGGGGAAGGUUCAGGAAGUUCGUACGCAAGAUGUUCCCUAUCCUGAAUUGGCUUUUUUCGUAUCAGUUCAGAGAAUGGAUCUUGAGGGACCUGCAUGCAGGCCUAAAUGUUGGGAUGUUUCAGAUUCCUCAAGGGCUGUUAGGAAUUUGGCUGACCAGGUUACCUCUGCCAAUGGUCAAUUGCUUCCUCUCCACGUUCUGCUGCUCGAUGCUCUAUGUUAUACUGGGGACCUCGCAUCAUAUCUCAGUAGGCUCAUUCAGCAUCCUAAACCUGGUGGUGAAAAACAUUCUGAAGUCUUUUAAUUUCAACCAAACGCUGUCCUUUAAUGGUUCGGUGGACAAUUUCUCAGACCCUACCCUUACGAAAGGUUAUAUGGAGGCCUUGACUCUUACUGCAUCAGUAACGUUUUUGACUGGCAUCAUUCAGUUGCUGCUAGGCUGCUGCUGCCUGGGGUUUGUAACAAAAUACUUGCCGAAGACUCUCGUUGAUGCUUACCUCACUGCAGCAGCAUUGCACGUCAUUGUAUCCCAGUUCAUCUUUAUCUUUGGUGUCAUGUUUGACUACCAUAAGGGCCCCCGAGACAUUUUCUGUGAUAUAUUUCAUUACUUCCGGGCUCUCCCAAAGGCUAAUGCCACCAGCACAUUGCUGUUUUCGCUUAGCCUGCUCGUGCUAUGGAUCAGUAAAUGCAUCAGCAUAACUUAUAAACGUAGUCCAAUUGCAUUUCCUAUGGAACUUCUCUUGAUCAUCACAGGCACCAUUAUUUCCAAUCGCAUUCAUGUUUACGCUGAAUCCAGUAGUGCUGUGGUCAGUAAGGUUCCUCAGAGGCUUCUGCCUCCCACAAUGCCAGAUUUACCAAACCUGAGCAAGAUCAUAAUGCCUGCUUUCUCCCUUGCUAUUGUAAGCUGCUUCCUUCUUGUUUUUAUUGGAGAGAGGUAUGCUUCGCUUCACAACUACAGGAUUUCCAGCAGCCAGGAACUAAUAGCUGUGGGGCUAUGCAAUAUUUGCAGCUCAUUUUUCAAAAGCUUUGCUAUCAGCUGUGCUAUUUCUGGAACUGUCAUUCAAGAGAAGACAGGUGGAAGAACACAGUUAGCAGCAAUGAUUGGAGCAACUAUAAUGCUGGUGAUUGCGCUGAAACUAGGAUACUUCUUCCAGAUGAUUCCUAACGGUGUACUGGCUGCUAUUGUGGUAUUUAACAUGCUACCUUUUCUUCAAAAAUUUCUGGACAUCCCCACUCUGUGGAGACAGGAUAAGUAUCAUUUAGUUAUUUGGCUUGGAACUUUUGCUGCAGUGCUUCGUCUUGGUUUUGAUGUGGGAUUAGUGAUCGCCCUGGCACUUGCAUUCUUCAUAAUCAGCAUUAGGUCACACAGAAUGAAGAUGCUGGAGCUGGGACAGAUUCCAAACAUGAAUAUUUAUAGAAGUUUAUCCGUCUACAGAGCUGCAACGGAGAUUGAAGGUGUCAAAAUCUUCCAGUGCUGUUCUUCCAUUUCUUUUGCAAAUAUGAAUAACUUCAAAAACUACUUGUUACGCAAGAUGGACAUGAAAGCAGUGCCUCUAGAUCAAAGUGAAAUGAGGGCUUUCAUUUCAGAUUCUUCGUCCGACACUUCGUUGGAAAGCAGAGAUUUUAAAUGCUCUUGUGUCUGUGAUCAGCCUCUACCACCACCUAGGGUGCCAUAUACAGCGAAACUGGUGAAGCGAAGCCACGCAGGCAGCGCUUCCUCCUCGUCUUCAGUGAGUUUGGUACGCUGGUCCAAGAAUGGAGACAGAGGAGACAGACACAACUCGAAGACGCUCCUGGUGGGAACAGCUGACGCACAGCUUCCAUCCCUGGGCACUAACACAGGAGUUACGACUGAAAAGAAGGAGGAUGAAGGGAAAGGAGCCAACCUUUCGGCAGGCUCUGCAAUAGAUAAUUCCUCAGUACAGUUAGGUCAGGAGGAACAGUCGGUGCGUUUGCCGCGUCCAGUUCACACCAUUAUUUUAGACUUCAGCAUGGUGCAAUUUGUGGAUUUGCAAGGUUCAGACUUACUGAAAGAGAUCUGCCACAUGUUUCACGACGCUGGCAUUACAGUCUUUAUAGCUGGCUGUCACCCCUCUGUGAUUGCAGUGCUUGAGAAGAAUGAUUUCUUUGUCAGAGGUGUCACCAAAGGAAUGUUCUUUCUAACUCUUCACGAUGCCGUGCUGGCUGCUUUGGAGAAGCAUCAAAAGCCAGAUGGGCUACAGCUUAGGUCAAGAGAGGUUGCUGAUAAACUACAAGCUGAACACCAGAAGGAAAUAGAUUUGCUCUUGGAGAAGACCAGAGAGUUUUCCUCUACAAGGAAUUCUGACACCAGAUUUCUGCCUGAAGAGCCAUCAGAUGCCUCAUGCUCAGCCCAGAACGAAGCAGCGCCAAGCUCUCUCCGGCAGUUUGAUUCUCCAUCCUUUCAAUCAGAUUUUGAGGACCCAGGCUGGGAGAAGAGAUGGAAGUAGAUCAGCAAUCCCUGAAUUACAGGUGUUGGGGAACUGGGAUGUCAAUAGAAGGGAGAAAGGUACUGUCAAGCAACAGUUCUGGUGGUUCUUAUCAGCAUUUAAUGUUAUUUUUUUUUUCUUUUCUGUUCCAGAGUUCUUAAAAUAGACAGCCUGACUAAUGCCUACAGGAAUUCUGUUGUUCUAGACAAAAAGCAACAUUUAUAUUAUUGGUUUCAGGCAUUUUCAAAUAGGUAUGAUAUUCAGCAAUAGCAACAGCAGAGAAAUUUCAGUGUACAAGAUAAUUCCUAAUUUUGUAGCGAAUUCUAGCAAAUGAUAGGCCCUUCUUUCCUGAAAUUCUUUAGAAAUUAGUUUAAAUGCCCCAACGUAGCACUUUUUAUAUAUUUAUUGAUUAUUAGUAAGUAAAACUCAUCUGCCAUGUCUUGACAGAUUACGUGCAGGCAGUUUCAUUAUCUUCAGAAGUGUGCAGAAGCGUGAUGUGAAGCUUCAAAGAAAAGCAUUUUGUCAUUACUGUUAGACAAAUUGCUGAGGUUGAUAUUGUCUGCACUAACAUAACAUGAUGCCAGUCCUUUCAGCAAUUUUCCCUCCAUCUGUCUUAUCUACCUGAACUAAAUCCCAGUAAGCAGUAAUUUAUUUUUUCAUGUUCUUCGCAUGAAAUGCAAAGUUGUUCUUUACUGAAAUAGUGAAGAAUGGAGGAAUGUAUUCAUUUUGUUCGGAAGAGCCAGGAAAAUUGUAAACUAAGGCACAGUAAACACUUGGGGGAAAAAAAAAAUCAGCUUACUUCUAUUUUCUGUACAUCAGCCGUAGAUUUUAACACGGUAUUAUCAGUACAGGGGUAUGGUCUAGGAUUACACUGAAAGCAGAAACAUUUACCUACAGCAGCAAUGCAUGCCACCAGCUUCUGCCAUACCCUCAGCUGGAGGAUCAUUUCAUGGCACAGAUUGCCCACUGCGAAGAGCGAAAUUAAUUAACUGCAUUAAUGAAAUUAUUUAGUGAAAUGAAUUGUAGAUGAGUGGCCAGCACUGUGUCUAUGUACUAUUCAGCCCCCAUUUCGGUGCAAAGUUUGGGUGUAAAUGAUGGGUCCUUUAUAUACAGGCCUAUGCUCUGGGCUACAUUCCAAAACAUUUUUAACAGCUCUAACUUCGCUGCUGGGCAUCGCGUGGUUUCUUGAUGUAGAGUAAUAGCACAGUGGCUCCUCUGAAUUCUGCUCCUGGCUGCUAAAUUUUAGCAAUGAUACGAUGGCUAAUGGGAAUGUUAAUAUUAAACCACCUGUAAUGAA
Molecule: messenger RNA, 4162 nt
Organism: Oxyura jamaicensis (ruddy duck)
Lineage: Eukaryota; Metazoa; Chordata; Aves; Anseriformes; Anatidae
Gene: SLC26A8
Product: solute carrier family 26 member 8
Exons: 21
Coding region: 310-2886 (858 amino acids)
Biological process (GO): transmembrane transport
Cellular component (GO): membrane
Molecular function (GO): bicarbonate transmembrane transporter activity; sulfate transmembrane transporter activity; chloride transmembrane transporter activity
Source: RefSeq, a predicted model, not a curated record